This is a messenger RNA of Seriola dumerili (greater amberjack), 984 nucleotides long. RefSeq names its product protein phosphatase 1 regulatory subunit 37-like. The transcript has 7 exons. Gene Ontology annotation, molecular function: protein binding. NCBI's taxonomy places the organism in Eukaryota, Metazoa, Chordata, Actinopteri, Carangiformes, Carangidae. Bases 1 to 984 code for a protein of 327 amino acids. The record is from RefSeq and is a predicted model, not a curated record.
AUGCCCCAUAUCUGCCCCAUCUACCUGACCGCCCCGUCACUCAGGCACGUUUUCUUCCUCUUCCUGGUUUCUUCUUCAGUGUUUGAUGUGAGGGUGGACAGACAGAGUGUGUGUCUGUCCAGGCUAGAUGUGUGUAACGUGCCCAUGGUCGACUACCCAGCCCUGUCUCUAUCUAAAGCUCUGCUGACCAGCCGGCUCACAGUGCUGCACCUUCACAAUGCCCAGCUCAGCGGCAUGCCACUUUACACACUGGUUGGUGCACUGAAGGCAAACAGGGCUUUGCAAGAGCUCCACCUCACCAACAACCUGCUGAACAGCUACCAGGACGCCCUGCAGCUGGGAGACCUGCUACGCUACAACACCACCUUAAAGACUCUGGAGCUCAGCAACAAUGCUGUGGCAGAUUCUGGUUUGGAGGAGCUCUGUGAUGGUCUGAGGCGGCAGACGGCAGGUCUGAGGGUCUUACUGCUGAGGAACAACCACAUCACUGCUGAAGGCAUGGUCCAUCUGGCCAAGACGCUGCCCGUGCUGAAGGUCCUGCAGGUCCUGGAUUUGGGCGAGAACUUCCUGGGGAACGAGGGGAUCCAGGUGAUCAGGAUGCCUCUGAUGGUGAACUGCUCAGUGCUGCAGCUCGGCCUGGCCCAGGCCAGUAUCACCUGUGAAGGUGCUGUGGCAUUGGCUGAGUUCCUCGCUGAGAGCCAUCAGAUUCAGCGUCUGGACCUCCGUCAGAACGAAGUGAAGGUCGGGGGCCUGAUGGCCCUGUGUCUGGCCCUGAGGAUCAACUGCUCUCUUGCUAGUCUGGAUUUGGACCUUGCACUGCCACAGGAGCAGGACGAGUUCCUGAUGGAGAUCCAGACACGGCUUCAGUCAGAGAUCGCCCAGUGUUGCCUCACCAAUGCCAGACUCUCAGGCCGCACCGUGGAAGCCUCUGAGAUGCUGCCUGCUGAGGCCGAUGAUGCGGCUGACAGCACGACCACAGCCUGA